CCCACCAAUCUGGUUCUUAAUUGCAGAAAAGGUGGUCGAUAUGGGUAUGAGAACAAACUGGUCAAAGUCGAAAAAUAUGUGAAGGCAUGUUGCGAAGGAUACUAUCAGACCAAGGACAAUGUUUGUAAACCGGAAUGCGAGCCACCAUGCAAAAAAGGUCGUUGUGUCGCGCCGAAUGUCUGCGAAUGUGACUCGGGCUAUGGAGGGAAGCACUGCACUUCAACCUGCUCCGUUGGAUAUGUGGGACUUCAUUGUCAGAGAAAGUGCGAAUGUGACAACGGGGCGAACUGUGAUCCAGAAACUGGCGCUUGCAUCUGUGGUCCAGGAUUCACGGGCAUCAAAUGCGAAAAGCUGUGCCCACCUGACCGUUAUGGUCCCAACUGCACUGAGAAGUGCCUUUGUCAGAACGGUGGCAGGUGUGAUCGCAACGGAAAAUGUGAGUGCCUAGAUGGAUUCGCCGGCGAGUUUUGCCUUCGAAAAUGCGAUGAAGGCAAAUUCGGUGCAAAUUGUAAAUUCGAAUGCAAUUGUAAGAAUGGAGCCACUUGUGAUGCUGUCAAUGGUCGAUGUAUUUGUGCAGCUGGUUUCAGUGGCCCAACUUGCGAAGAUCGGUGUGCAUUGGGUUUCUUUGGAAAGAACUGCUCAAAGCUGUGCGACUGCCUGAACAACAACAAAUGCGACUCGGUCACUGGGAAAUGUCUCUGUGUGGGAUGGAUGGGAGAAAAAUGCGAGCGUGGAUGCCCUAAAGGCUUCUUACGGCCCUAUGGUGAGCCACAGUUUUUUAUUAUUUGUUGGCUUCAGUGCUCCAAGAAGUGUGAACUUUGCAACGGUAUCUCAUGGACGGAUUCAAAUGCGGCAUGUGAUCCGGUGACUGGUGCGUGCAAGUGCGAGCGAGGAUACAAAGGGCCUGACUGUAAACAAAGAGUGUGUGACGAAGAUAUGUAUGGCGGAGGCGCGCAAAACAGUGCCUGUUUAUGGGAAAACGGAAUGAAGGUGCUACCUAUUAGGUCAAGUCGGGAUUGUGCGAACAAAUGUGAAUGCGACUACAACGUGACGUCAGAGUGUGAGCCAACAAGCGGUAGAUGUGUUUGCUUACCGGGUCGAACCGGAGCAAAAUGUGCCGACGACUGCCCAGACGGUCAUUUUGGUUUGGACUGUGCGUUCAAGUGCCAAUGUGGAGAGAACGGUGUAUGUGACAAACGAGAUGGCUCCUGCAAAUGCCGUAAUGGUAAGUCUCAGUGA
This is a messenger RNA of Ostertagia ostertagi, 1239 nucleotides long. Lineage: Eukaryota; Metazoa; Nematoda; Chromadorea; Rhabditida; Trichostrongylidae. The record is from the annotation of a GenBank genome assembly.